AUGGACGUGGUGGCCCCCCCCGCCCCCACGAUCACACCCCGCGUCUCUCCUCCCUUCCUCUUCUCGAGUCCCCGGAGCUGCAGGGGAGGCUCGCCUCGCUUCCCCUUCCUGCGGCUGCACAUUUCUGAACCCAACGUGCAUCGCCAGUUCUGCGGGGACCCCGGCCUCCAGGCGCUCCCCGCUGGCCGGACCCGAGGGCGCCGGGGUGCCCUGCCCCCCGCAGAGUCCCUCCCUCCCUCAGAUCGUUUAUAUUUUGCUACUUUAAGGAAUAGACCAAAAAGCACAGUACAUAUCCACUAUUUCUCCAUCGAUGAGGAGCUGGUCUAUGAAAAUUUCUAUGCAGAUUUCGGACCUCUGAACUUGGCGAUGGUGUACAGAUACUGCUGUAAGCUGAACAAGAAACUGAAAUCAUACAGUUUAUCAAGAAAGAAAAUAGUGCAUUACACCUGCUUUGACCAGCGGAAAAGAGCAAACGCAGCAUUUUUGAUAGGUGCUUAUGCUGUCAUCUAUUUGAAGAAGACACCGGAAGAAGCCUACAGAGCACUCCUGUCCGGCUCCAACCCCCCCUACCUUCCAUUCAGGGAUGCUUCCUUCGGAAACUGCACGUACAACCUCACCAUCCUCGACUGUUUGCAGGGAAUCAGAAAGGGAUUGCAGCACGGAUUUUUCGACUUUGAGACGUUCGACGUGGAUGAGUACGAACACUACGAGCGAGUUGAAAAUGGUGACUUCAACUGGAUCGUUCCAGGAAAAUUCUUAGCAUUUAGUGGACCACAUCCAAAAAGCAAAAUUGAAAAUGGUUACCCCCUCCACGCCCCCGAAGCCUACUUCCCUUACUUCAAAAAGCACAACGUGACGGCCAUUGUGAGGCUGAACAAGAAGAUCUACGAGGCCAAGCGCUUCACGGACGCCGGCUUCGAGCACUACGACCUCUUCUUCAUCGACGGCAGCACGCCCUGCGACAACAUCGUGCGCAGGUUCCUGAACAUCUGCGAGAACACGGAGGGGGCCAUCGCCGUCCACUGCAAAGCCGGCCUGGGCAGGACGGGGACGCUGAUCGCCUGCUACGUCAUGAAGCACUACAGGUUCACGCACGCCGAGGUCAUCUCCUGGAUCCGGAUAUGCCGGCCCGGCUCCAUCAUCGGGCCCCAGCAGCACUUCCUGGAAGAAAAACAAGCAUCGUUAUGGGUCCAAGGAGACCUUUUUCGAUCCAAAUUGAAAAAUAGACCGUCCAGCGAAGAAAGUAUUAAUAAAAUUCUUUCGAACUUGGAUGACAUGUCUAUUGGUGGAAACUUAUCCAAAAUACAGAACGUGGAGCGAUUUGGAGAGAACAACUUAGAAGAGGAUGAGGAUGUGGAAAUGAAAAACAGCAUAACCCAGGGAGAUAAACUACGUGCCUUAAAGAGCCAGCGCCAGCCACGCUCCUCGCCGCCCUGCGCGUUCAGGUUGGACGAUACGAAAGGGCACCCGAGGGCAGUGGUGUGCCAGCCUUUCAGACUGGCUUCUUCCUCACAAGGAUCUGCGUCUGCUCUGAAGAUCUGCAAAGUGGCUUCGUCCCCGUCCGCCACGGCCAAGCGGAUCUCCAGGGGCACCUUGGCCUCGGGCGCCAGUGGGAGAAGCUUCUCCGUAAACUCCCGGCUGGCCAGCUCUCUGGGGAACCUGAGUGCGGCCACGGAGGACCCGGACAGCAGGAAGACCUCGCCCUGCAAGGUGGGCUUUGCCGCCAGCCCCUUCGCCAACCUCCUCAACGGCAGCUCCCAGGCGUCGUCCAGAAACUACCCCGAGCUCAACAACAACCAGUACAGCCGCAGCCCCCCGAGCAGCCCGCGGAGCCCCCCGAGCGCCAGGCUGCCCCCAAAGAAAUUCAACAGCACCAAGGAGGCCUUCUGA
Molecule: messenger RNA, 1890 nt
Organism: Myotis brandtii (Brandt's bat)
Lineage: Eukaryota; Metazoa; Chordata; Mammalia; Chiroptera; Vespertilionidae
Gene: CDC14A
Product: cell division cycle 14A
Exons: 17
Coding region: 1-1890 (629 amino acids)
Biological process (GO): positive regulation of cytokinesis; microtubule cytoskeleton organization; regulation of exit from mitosis
Cellular component (GO): nucleolus; centrosome; spindle pole
Molecular function (GO): protein serine/threonine phosphatase activity; protein tyrosine/serine/threonine phosphatase activity
Source: RefSeq, a predicted model, not a curated record